Plasmodium gallinaceum is the source of this 1533-nucleotide messenger RNA. Its product is annotated as conserved Plasmodium protein, unknown function. The transcript has a single exon. Lineage: Eukaryota; Apicomplexa; Aconoidasida; Haemosporida; Plasmodiidae. The record is from RefSeq and is a predicted model, not a curated record. The coding region runs from base 1 to 1533 and encodes 510 amino acids.
AUGUUAAGAAAUAAGUUCCUAUUUAUUUUUCUCGUAUUCUUAAAUAUUGUAAAUAGUAAAAAGAUUAAAAAUAUAUUAUCCUUAAAUUUUUUGAGUACAUUUAAUGAAAAUUUAAAUAAUGAUAAUUUUUUCUUUUCAUAUAAGAAAAAAAAUAAAAUAAAUAAAAAAAUAGCAAAGCAUAAAUUUGGAGAACAUUUCAUAAGGUGUAAUAAGAGAAAUGUUAAUUUGAAUUAUAGUUAUAAAAAAAAAAAUGAUAAAGAAGGGAAAAUCAUAUUAAGAGAAUCAGUUAGAGAGGAUUCUCAAAAGGAUAAUGAUGAUAUAAAAAAAGUGGAAAAAAAUUAUACUCCUGAGAGAAUAGAAGAAUUAAAUAAAGAGGAUUUAUCAGUUAAUAAACAAGAAAAUGAACAUAGUCUACUAAAUUAUAAUAAUAAAAAUGAAUUAGAAAAAGAGAUAAUUUCAGAGAAAAUUGAAAAUCAAAAAAAUGAAAUUAUAAAAAAAUCAAAGUUACCAAUAAUAGGAACACAGUUAAAACCUUCAGGUGGUUUUACAAAAGAACUUUUAAAUAUAAUUAGAGAAAGUAAUGAUUAUAUUAAUGUUAUAAAUCAAGAAAUUAUUAAAGAUAAGGUAAAUAAGAAAUUAAGUGGUAAUGAUUUAUCAUACUUUGAUAAUGAAGAAACUUUGGAAGAACAUGAAUUUAAUUAUUUAAAUAAAAUAUAUGAUAAUAAUCAUGUUCUUAAUAUGUAUAAUUUUCUUUUAGUAUGGAAAAAAAAAAAAAAUAUUGAUUUAUCUGUUUUUGUCUCAAAAAUUACAGAAAAUUCAAAUAUUAUGCCAGGGGAGAGAACGGUAAUAAAAUUUUCUGAAAUUGAGAAGGUUCAAUAUUUAAAAAAAAUUAAAAAAAAUAGAAAUGUUUGUAUAGCUAUGAUUUUUGUUGAUAAUAAAAACAACAAUAAUGAUGAAUCUGUUAUUAAUCACAAUAUGUUUCCUAUUGGCAUAAUGGCUCACCCAUUGGAUAUUUCUUUAUUGGACAAAAGUGGUGAAAUAUCAGUAUUAAAUUUAUUUAGAUUUAAAAUAAAUAAUUAUAAUGUUACUGAAAAUGAUUUUCUUGUAAAUUGUGAUCUAUUUAUAGACAAUAUGCAAAAACUUAAUAAUUUUGAAUUAACUCAAGAAAAUAAAAAAAUCAUUAUGAAUUUAUAUGAUAAAAUUUUAGAUCUUAAAAUAAAAUACAACGAAAAAAUUGGUAAAACUCAUGAAAACGAAAAAUUGAAAUAUUUAGAAAAAAUAACAGAUAGAAUUGAUGAAUAUGUUAAUGUUUUAAGUACUAAUAAAUCAAUUGAUUUUAGAUCUAAUAAGUUAAAUUUUUUUACAUCAUUAUAUUUGGAAUAUUUUUCUUUUUUAUCCUUAGAUAUUCACGCAAAUAUACAAACCAAAUUACAAAUGAUGUACACAGAUAAUACAGAAUUACGCUUGCACAAUGUAAAAACAUUUUUGAUGCAAAUAUAUGAUGAUUUAAAAUAUAAAUUAAAAGUUUACUGA